This is a messenger RNA of Styela clava, 1873 nucleotides long. Lineage: Eukaryota; Metazoa; Chordata; Ascidiacea; Stolidobranchia; Styelidae. The record is from RefSeq and is a predicted model, not a curated record.
UAUAAACUCUCCUCUUACAUCUGAUUCUCGUUUGAUAGACUUGUGUGAAGUCUUGGGUAUAAGUAGCAAAGGGAGUUCAGAAGACCUUGUUAAUACUUUGAAUGAGCUGGUUCUGUUUAAGGAUGUAUGCCCUAAGAUGUACAAAAGCAUAAAACAUUGCGGUGGAGGGAUUGUACAUUUUCGUUGCCCACAUGGGAUAUGCUAUUAUAUGAAAUAUCUUCUAAGACAGGAAAGUGCUAGAGAUUAUAUUGACGGAAUAUUGUCCCUGAAGAGACAACCUCAUGCUAUAAUAUCUGACAUUGCUUCCCAAGUAGCCCAUCAUGGCGAGGCUAGAAAAAGGGGUAUUUUUGGGCCUGAUAAAGGAAUGCUGUUUGCAUAUACUGACAAAAAUCUUGAAUUGGAAAAACAUGGCUCUCUACCACAGGUUAAACUGGAUGCUCAUAAAAAAUACAGCCUCUGUGAUAGGUUCCAUACAAGAUCGAAGAAAAAGACCGCAGAAAAUUCAUUUCGCAACUUGAAGUACUGCUCUGAUUUGAACAUAAAUACCAGUGUGGCAGAGCAGGAAAAUGCUCACAUGGCAAAAGAUAGAUCUUCAGUUUGCUCUAUGGACACUACCAAUUUCCUUUGGCUUUCGCGAGUUAGCAUUAACCUGCGUAAUAAAGACAUAAACUCAAGAUAUGAAAAAAAAAUGAAGACUCAAUUUGGAAAUAAAAUUCGGAGGGAUCAUGAAGGAAUUGCUAUACCAGAUGUUAAAGGUAACGUUUUGGAUGGAACCAGUGGAUCGGUCACAGAGGAAGAAUUACUCAUCGACGAAGAUGAUGAAGCUAUGAAUGAGGUAGUUGCCAACCCUGAAGACAAUGUGUACUCUGAAAAUAUACAGAGUGGAAUGACUACUGGAACAGUGUCACAAUAUCAAGAAGAUCAGACAUUUUGUUCAGCAAAAAUGAAAUCAACUUCAUGCAGUGAUGGUAAUAUUUAUGACUCCGAGAAUAAAGAUAGUGAUGAAUCAAGAAAAUGUCUUUUUCUGCCUGCCAAAUUUAAUGACAUACAGAAAUUAUGGAAGUCAACUCAUAGGAAUAGGAUUGAGUGUGUAGUUGGAGAUACAAAGAAAGGGCUAGACAAGGAGUGUAUGUGCCUUCUUGAGGGUGACAGCUAUCUUGAUGAUAAAAUAAUAGAUGGAAUAAUUGCAGCUCUUUGUCAUAAGUGGACCAGUCAUACUCAAUAUAGCGCUCUGUCUGCAUUAUAUUCCACAAUGUGGUUUUGGGAGGGGAUUUAUCGUCGAAAGUACAAAAGUUUGGCCAAGUUGACUAUUGAAAAACCAACUAUGAGUGCUGUGAACCAUGGCAAUCACUGGACUCUAAUGAUUACAGAUCCAUCUCAAGGGAGUGUCACUAUUUAUGACCCUGUUGGCCAUGAAGAGAGUUAUGCUGAAACGCUGAUGGAGAAUUGGAGGAAAUUUUGGAAAUACCAUGGAGGUGACAAAAGAGAUUGGAGACUGUUAACAAACAAGCAUAGUGAACAAGAAGAUGGGUUUAAUUGUGGAAUUUUGGUUGUGAAGGCUGCCGAAGCAAUCUUAACAGGUUGUACAACGGAUUUCAAUCAUUCGACAGGCAUCUGUAAAGUCUACAGAAUCCAUUUUGGAGACCUUCUGUUGGAAGCCACAGAUGUUGAUGAGCUGGCACACUUUUGUGUGGGCUGUAAUGGCAGGACUGCCCCUGAUGGUGGCACACUUUGGGUCGAAUGUGAUGGAUGCGAAAGGUGGUGCCACCAAUAUUGCGCAGAUUUUGCGGGUAACGAAGAGUUUUUCUGUGAACACUGCACAUAAAACUUAAGUUUUUGUGUAAUUUUCUUUAAUAAAAUUUAAUAACAUGCA